Molecule: messenger RNA, 1806 nt
Organism: Kalmanozyma brasiliensis GHG001
Lineage: Eukaryota; Fungi; Basidiomycota; Ustilaginomycetes; Ustilaginales
Product: CobW/HypB/UreG domain protein
Exons: 2
Coding region: 1-1806 (601 amino acids)
Cellular component (GO): cytoplasm; nucleus
Molecular function (GO): GTPase activity; nickel cation binding
Source: RefSeq, a predicted model, not a curated record
AUGAGCGCAAGAGAAUCCGCACCAAAGCGAGUCAAGGUCGAUGGCCAAGAACACAUCAUCACGCACAGCGGCACCUUCCACGCCGACGAGGCGCUCGCCGUCAACCUCCUCCGCAAGCUCCCUCGCUUCGCCUCCGCCCCGCUCACCCGCACUCGCGACGCAGCCACCAUCGACAGCGGCUCCAUCGUCGUCGACGUCGGCGCUACCUACGAUGCCGCCAACCACCGAUACGACCACCACCAGCGCGGUUUCGAGGAGGUGUUUGACGCCAACCACUCGACCAAGCUCUCGUCUGCUGGUCUCGUAUGGAAGCACUUCGGCCAGGAGAUCAUCGCUGCGCACCUCAGCCUCGAUGCGACUGCGCAGAAGGACGUCGUGGACCUGCUGUGGCUCAAGCUGUACGACGACUUCGUCGAGGCGAUCGACGGCAUCGAUAACGGCAUCUCGCAGUACCCGUCCGACCUCAAGCCCAAGUACAAGAGCAGAACCGACCUGAGCGCUCGCGUCGGCUACCUCAACCCAAGCUGGAACGAGAAGUCGGACAACACCGAGCUCGAUGCGCGCUUCGAGAAGGCCAGUGCCAUGGCCGGGCAGGAAUUCUUCAACCGCCUCGACUACACCUACAACGCCUGGCUGCCUGCACGUCAGAUCGUCGUCGACGCACUCAACAGGCGGACGCACCCGCAGCUGCUCGUCUUCGAAGAGUUUGCCAGCUGGAAAGACCACCUGUUCACGCUCGAGAAGGACCUCAACAUCGCCCCCACCGAGCGACCCAUCUACGUUGUCUACCCGGAUGAGAGUGGCAAGUGGCGCAUUCAGGCCGUUCCCGUCUCGCCGGAAUCCUUCGUCUCUCGCAAAGCUCUGCCGGAGCCAUGGCGCGGUAUCCGCGAUCAGGCGCUGAGCGACCUCACCGGCAUCCCUGGCUGCAUGUUUGUCCACCAAUCCGGCUUCAUCGGCGGGAAUGCGACGCGCGAAGGAGCGCUCAAGAUGGCCAAGGACGGUCUGGCGCACACUGGUGUCCCCUUCAUCCACUCGGCUCCCGUCGCCGGCGAGUCGGACGCCCACUCGCACAGUCACAACCACGACCACGGCCAUACGCACGACAUCAUGGACCACCCAGGCAAGUUCAACGACCGCGAGCUGCCCAACUACGAGAACCGCAACUGGGACGAGCGCGCCUUCACCGUCGGCAUCGGUGGUCCCGUCGGUUCGGGCAAGACCGCUCUCCUUCUUUCGCUCUGCCGCAAGCUGCGUGACACGUACAACAUCGCUGUGGUGACGAACGACAUCUUCACGCGGGAGGAUCAGGAGUUCUUGCGCAAGCACAGCGCUCUCACGCCCGAGUCGAAGAUCCGCGCCAUCGAGACGGGCGGUUGCCCACACGCGGCGAUUCGCGAAGAUAUCAGCGCCAACCUCGAAGCACUCGAACAGCUGCAGGCGGAAUUCUCCACGCAACUCCUGUUCGUCGAAUCGGGCGGCGACAAUCUCGCUGCCGCCUACAGUGUCGAGCUCGCCGACUUCCAUGUGUACGUCAUCGACGUGGCGGGUGGAGACAAGGUGCCACGUAAGGGUGGGCCGAGUAUUACGCAGAGCGACGUGCUCGUGAUCAACAAGAUCGAUCUCGCCGAUCAGGUGGGCGCCGAUUUGGCGGUCAUGAAGCGCGAUGCGGAGAAGGUGCGCGAUGGCGGACCCACGGCGUUUACCAGUGUCAAGCUCGAUCAGGGUGUGGAUGCCGUGGUGGAGAUGGUGUUGGCCGCGAGGAGGAUCGCGGGCGCGGAUAAGGCGGGCAAGCCGGUCAGCAAGUAG